UGGUCACAUGACUUCAGUUGGUCAAAAUGAAAACUGGGCAGGAUCUGCUGACGCCUACCUGGCUUGUUUUCAUCCUUUCUUUGUGUAUUUACCGCAGCCACCAACUGGUCAAGCCGCAGGUGUGCAAACAAUGUAGCGGGACUGUGCCGAAAGGCUCCGAGGUGGGCAAAUUUUGCUCCUCGUCCAGCGGUCGGGUCGUCGGACGUUGCUGCCUGGCGAACGAAACGAGUAACCAUGAACGCAUCAUCGGGCUGGAUUUGUCCAAUUGUUCUUUAACGCAUGUGGACAAUCUCCAAGAAGCAUCAGACGCUUUAAUAAUAGAUCUGUCCUCAAACGCCAUCAUCAACAUGAGUGACUCAGCAUUUCAAGGAUUCAGCCAGUUACGUCAAUUAUUUUUGCCAGCAGACAUCGCCUGUCCAGGUGGGAAUUCUUCCUGGGACAAAGUGAAGACAAAUGAGGGAAUACGCCUUUGCGAAGGCCAGAGGAACAUGUGCAAUCAGUCUGGGAAGAUGCCUGUUCACUGUCCGGAGUACUCCCAUUGCGCCGCGUACGGGCCCGGCUUCUUCCAGUGCAGCUGCGCCGACGACUACCACGGAUACAAGUGCCUGCGAGAGGGGGAGUUUCCAGCCCUGUGGGUGUUUGGGCUUCUGGGAGCUUCCACGCUUGUCCUUUCCCUCCUGCUGUGGCUCACUCAGAGGCGAAAGGCCAAGUCGCUCUAGGCUAGCUCAGAUUUGGGGGGGGGGGGGUUGUUUUGUUCUAUGUGCAUUUAUCUUCUGAGUGAGCUGAAAGGGAAGUACAUAACCGGAUACGCAAGGGAUUCUUAGCUGGUUUUUAGGGUCACUGUCACCUACUUUGUGUAAAUGGUAUUUUAGUUUUGGAGCAUAGAAUAUAG
Hippocampus comes (tiger tail seahorse) is the source of this 892-nucleotide messenger RNA. It is a transcript of the gene atraid, whose product is annotated as all-trans retinoic acid-induced differentiation factor. Gene Ontology annotation, biological process: positive regulation of osteoblast differentiation. The transcript is spliced from 8 exons. Gene Ontology annotation, cellular component: intracellular membrane-bounded organelle. The coding region runs from base 27 to 719 and encodes 230 amino acids. NCBI's taxonomy places the organism in Eukaryota, Metazoa, Chordata, Actinopteri, Syngnathiformes, Syngnathidae. The record is from RefSeq and is a predicted model, not a curated record.